UGGAAAUGAGUAGGCCUCAAAAUUUACAGCAUCAAAGGAGCUGGUAGAGAAAAAUCAGCAAAAAUUCAAACAAAAUAUGGCGUUAGCAAGCGAAACUUAAAAGAUACCUCGGCGGAUCCAGAACAACCCAAAGGACCCGUUAGUCAAGCAAGUCAAGAGUGACUUAUCGAUUGGCGCAGUUAUUCGUCAGCUACAGAGAAGUUACAAAGAAUUAGAAUCGUCUCUUUUUCUUGCUCAAAUGCGCCAAGCAUCACCACAGCUCUUCAACGCCACAUGAGGGUCGCAUGGGAAUUAUUGAGACAGUCCUAUGAUGAUCUUUAUAAAAAGCCUGGGGCAGACGGAGCGGGCACAGAAGAGGUCAAUCGAUUUCAGACCUUAUACGAAGAAUGUAAUACCUUAUGCGAAGUAUAUAAUAUGCCAUUGCUUCGAGAAAACGACUCUCUAAUGAGCCUAAAUCUGGCUUUAUCACAAAUCAGUAUUCCCGAGAUUUAUGGCGAAUAUCUAGAUUGGCCCAGGUUUCACGAUUUAUUUUUGGAAUUAGUGCAUAAUAAGACAUACUCCGCCAGCCAGAGGCUGCAUAUUCUACAAGGCUCAAUCCGCGGUGAAGAAUGAAACGUUGUGAUAGGUACAUUUCAGUAAAAUUUUUGUUGUCAUAAAAUGUAGGCGCUACAGAUUUUCGCGGAUUGCAGGGGUGGCACCCUGCUGAAACAAACUUGCGCUGCAUAGGACAUCCAGUAAUCUGCAUGCCAAAUCUGAAUGUUCUAGCUCUUAUAGUUUCCAAGAUCUCAGCGUUCAUACGGACGGACGGAAAGACGGACAAGGUUAGAUCGACUCGGCUAGUUAUCCUGAUCAAGAAUAUAUAUUCUUUAUGGGGUCGGAAACGCUUCCUUUUACCUGUUACAUACAUUCUGACUAAUCUACUAUACUCUUUUAUUCUACGAGUAACCGGCAUAAAAAUACUUAGAAUGUAUAUAUGAAAAUGGAAUCAAUUUUUUGAAGCCUCUAAAGCAGGUAUAAUGUACCUCUAAACAAAUAAUUGAUUUCAAAAUAAUUUUAAUUAAACUGAUGAACAUUA
Molecule: messenger RNA, 1075 nt
Organism: Drosophila biarmipes
Lineage: Eukaryota; Metazoa; Arthropoda; Insecta; Diptera; Drosophilidae
Exons: 2
Coding region: 274-612 (112 amino acids)
Source: RefSeq, a predicted model, not a curated record